Eucalyptus grandis is the source of this 1426-nucleotide messenger RNA. RefSeq names its product CYP enzymes assisting alcohol dehydrogenase. Gene Ontology annotation, molecular function: S-(hydroxymethyl)glutathione dehydrogenase [NAD(P)+] activity; zinc ion binding. NCBI's taxonomy places the organism in Eukaryota, Viridiplantae, Streptophyta, Magnoliopsida, Myrtales, Myrtaceae. Gene Ontology annotation, cellular component: cytosol. The transcript has 6 exons. Bases 147 to 1289 code for a protein of 380 amino acids. The record is from RefSeq and is a predicted model, not a curated record. Gene Ontology annotation, biological process: formaldehyde catabolic process.
AAAAUAAAACCAAAAGAAGAUGAGACUCGUUUCCCAGUGCAAAACAGUGAAACCCAUAUGGACUGGUAAAGGUGACUGGAGGUAAGCAAAUUGAUACUUCUGCUGAGAGAAAUAGAAAAGCGAUACCAUAAUAGAGAGAGAAAGAGAUGAGCAGCUCGCAAGUGAUAACGUGCAAAGGAGUGGUGUGCUGGGGAGCAGAGGAGGAAUGGAAAGUGGAGGAGAUACAAGUGGAUCCUCCCAAGGGGAGCGAAGUGAGGAUGAAGAUGUUGUUUGCCAGUGUUUGCCACACGGAUGUCAUAUGUUCCCGGGGUUUCCCUUUUCCAGUUUACCCUCGAGUUCUCGGCCACGAAGGUGUCGGGAUUGUGGAGAGCGUUGGAGAGGAAGUGAAAGAGUGGAAGAAAGGAGAUGUGGUUAUUCCCCUGUUUCUUGGAGAAUGCGGAGAGUGUGAGAACUGCAACUCGGAGAAGACAAACUUAUGCCUCCGGCAUCCGCUCUCUUUUAGUGGCGUGCUGCCGGAUGGCACGUCGCGAAUGUCCAUCCGAGGCCAGACCCUGUACCACCUCCUCUCUUGCUCCACCUGGUCCGAGUACACGGUGUGCGACGCCAAUUAUGUUGUGAAGGUUGACCCAGGUGUAGCUCUCCCGCAUGCUAGCUUCUUGUCAUGCGGAUUCUCCACUGGGUUUGGGGCCGCUUGGAUGGACUCUAAGGUCGAGAGUGGCUCCUCCGUGGCUGUGAUUGGCCUCGGUGCUGUUGGACUUGGGGCCAUAGAAGGAGCAAGAGUGCAAGGGGCGAGUACCAUAAUCGGCGUGGACAAAAACAGGAUGAAGAAGGACAAGGGAGAAGCCUUUGGAAUGACUCAUUUCAUUAAUCCAGAUGAUCACGAGUCCUCCGAUAAUGCAGAUUCGAAAUCCAUCUCCCAAAUGGUCAAAGACCUGACGGGCGGAGUCGGCGUGGACUACUGCUUUGAGUGCACUGGAGUAACUGACUUGAUCGACCAGGCCCUAGAAGCCACUAAAAUGGGAAAAGGCAAAGCAGUGGUAGUGGGUGAGGGGCUGAACCCUUUUGUGCGGAUUAGUUUUCUGAAUCUGAUUAUGGGGAGAACAUUGAAGGGAACCAUUUUUGGAGGCCUCAAAAGCAAGACCCACCUCCCCCUCCUCCUCCACAAAUCGAAAACUAAGGAGAUACGACUUGAUGAACUUCUAACCCACGAGAUGAAAUUGGAAGACGUACCAAAAGCUCCUGAGAUACUUAAGCAGUCAAAUUGCGUCAAGAUUUUGAUCAAGAUUUAACGCUCCAUUUGCCUAUUGCCUCCUCCCCUUUCUUUCUCGAGCUUGUCCAGAACGAUGUUGACCAUGUUUUGUGUACUUUUACUCGUGAAAUUCCAAUAAUAUAUAACGGAGCAAUGGACCCAACAGAUUGUUACAAA